UAUUAAUAGUUGAGACAAGACUUUGGAGUGACGCUGUUUCUGACACGCAGCUGCUUUCACUUUCAUUUACGAGGAAGUGUGGUGGUGGCGAACAGGCCAAGGCUCGUUUUGUGUUCAAGAAAGAAAGAAGAUAAUCAAAAUGGCGAGUAACCAGGUAGACGACGAAGGCAUGGAUUUUGAAAACCAGGAUAAGUCGAAGGUAGUAUCUCAGGCUGCAAAGAAAGAAGAAGUCCUACUGACUCUGUCGUUGAAGUGGUUGGAUAAAAACAAAAAGAAGACAGAUCUACAAAAAGCCUUUCAGACUUGGUUCAGCAAAUGUGAACCUAAAAUAGACUGCACACUUCAAGAGCUUCUACCAGAUGAGCGGGCUGUGAUUGUGGUUUCACCUCCUCCAGGCCUCAAGGAGCUUCAGAAUCUGAGUAGUAAAACACUUUAUACAAGAGACAAAAAAUCAGAGAAGAAAUUAGAAAAGGAAUUAGUCACCAUUCUGUCUGUAAUGGUGGGAACACCAAAGCAGGAUCCACAAACAGCAGACGAUGCUUCAGUGAAGCCGACUCCUCCAGUGAAUCCGACUCCUUCAGCUGCUUCUGUAAACACCAGUGAUGCCGAUUCCGAGCCCCCAGCUGACAAAGCACACGUUGAAGAACAGAAGAAACCAAUUUCUACAGCAGGAGACAUUCCUGCGGAGAAUCAAACAAUGGAUGAAAGUUGUGUUCUGUCAGUGAAUCAAUUCUUGUAUGUGAGCCGCAUCUACAAGGACAAACUACAGCGCAUACUGGAGGAGAAUGAAGUUGAAAUCAGAUCAGAGGUCGUUGUGAAAUUUGAAUCCAAGCCUAAAGACGGAAAACCAAAUGAAGCAAAGACAAAGUUUAUAGAUCUUGUCCAGGAAUGCUUGGCUGAUUCCAAUGGUUCAGUUUUUUCUCCCAUCUCUGCAGAUCCAGAUCAGUUGAACAGAGCAUUGAAAGUCAUUAUGAACAAGGAAAGCAAACUUUUAGCCAACAUAUCCUCUGAAGAAAUAACAGUUUUUGGACCAAAUGGCCAGCAAAAGCUUCUUGAUCCAAUGUUAAAACCAUCACAUAAAACCAGCACUGGUUAUGAAGAGUCUGAACGUUGGUCUUCGUCUUCAAACUUCAGUGGUGAUUUCCUGGUGAAAAUCAACAUGACAAUCAAAGAUGAUCUUGCUGAUGAAGGUCUGACCAUAGAUAAGGACCAGUGGAAAAACCUGAAGUCUUCUUAUGAUAACCACCUUAAAGUGAUCAAAGCUAAGUUCAAUGUCGAUUUUAAGGAAUCCAGCAUCAGUGAGGGCAAAGUUAAUGUCAAACCAUCAUAUAAAGGACAUGGAGGAAACCCAGCAAUGGAGAGCCAUGCUGUCAGAGCUCUGCUGCGUCUGUACCAGAAGAUGAUGACGUCAUCCAUGCCACUUCCUCCACCUUAUCGUGCCACUAGGUUCAGUGGUUCUGAAGAUAGUUUCACUGGUGCUGGAGUUAAUGGUCAUUCAACAAAAAACAAUAAAGAAUCAGCAGGAGAGGGCGCAACAGGGGACAGCAAAGAUGACAAAUGUUCAAUUUGUUUGUCCGAUUUUACUAAUAAGAGGCAGCUGAAGUGUAAACAUGAAUUUUGUGAGGAGUGCCUGCAAAAUGCAAUGAAACACAGUGGACCCAUCUGUCCAAUAUGCAAGGAUGUUUUUGGUGUGAUGAAGGGAAACCAACCUGAUGGAAAAAUGACUUAUAAUAAGUAUCAAUCAUCCCUCCCUGGAUUCCCAGGUUGUGGCCAUAUAUGCAUCACCUACAACAUUCCAAGUGGAAAACAGACGGAAAAUCAUCCAAAUCCUGGUCAAUACCAUUCAGGAGCUGUCAGACAGGCAUAUCUUCCAGACAACAAAGAGGGCAAUGAAGUUCUGCUACUCCUGAAAAAAGCUUUUGACCAGAAUCUCAUUUUCACUGUUGGAGCUUCUAGGACAACCGGGGCGGAUAACAUGGUGACCUGGAAUGACAUCCACCACAAGACGUCCAUGUCAGGAGGACCAGAGUGUUAUGGAUAUCCAGAUGAGAACUACCUGAGCAGAGUCAAGGAGGAGCUGAAGGCUAAAGGCGUCCAGUGAAGUUUUUGUUUUACAUUAAAUACAUUUUUAAUUCCAAAUCUGACAAAUUGAAUUUGAAUUUCCACAUUUUGUUCUGUCAUGUUAGAUGUUUUAUAAUAAAUAAGACUUAAUGGUUACUUUGAAGUUCACUGAAAGACUCUCUCAUCGAUCAAAACAUAACUAAACAAAUCACAUCCUUUUGAAAGAUUUACCAAAUUGUUUAUUUUUUUCCGUACAUGUAUCAUGUGAAUCACAGUGUAUUUUUUAUAUAACUGUAAUCAAAUGUAAGAUGAUUAUUGGUUUGGGUUUUUCUCAAAUAAAUUAAUAAAUUUACA
Molecule: messenger RNA, 2415 nt
Organism: Xiphophorus hellerii (green swordtail)
Lineage: Eukaryota; Metazoa; Chordata; Actinopteri; Cyprinodontiformes; Poeciliidae
Exons: 8
Coding region: 140-2101 (653 amino acids)
Biological process (GO): protein ubiquitination; Notch signaling pathway
Source: RefSeq, a predicted model, not a curated record